Messenger RNA from Cladocopium goreaui, 729 nucleotides. NCBI's taxonomy places the organism in Eukaryota, Dinophyceae, Suessiales, Symbiodiniaceae. The record is from the annotation of a GenBank genome assembly.
AUGCUGUGCCCAAGGUCGCGUCACUUGGAGCUUACUUUGACAGCCAUUGCAAAAGCUGCCAAACCAGAUCCCACGCGACGCAGUGGUUUGCAAAGCUUUUUCGGAAAAACUUCAGCGGUACAGACAGCGGAGCAGCUCAGAGCGACACUACUCCUCUCGCUCGGUUUCUGCGCCAUCAACACCCCUGGGCCAAUGCUCUUGCAAGAGAAGGCCUGCGAACGCAUUCUCAAGCCACUUCAUCAGGCGUUGGUGCAAGAGAAGAGUCGAGACAUUCUGCGGCAUGCUGUCGAUGCUGUCCGUUUGGUGGGUGAUGCUUACCGCUGUCCACAAGAGAGGCGAAUGGAGUGUGACCCUUUCUUGACCGACUGCGCCGAAGUAUCCCUGCCUUCGCUUCUCUCAGCACUCAGCGAGGAUAGCCCGACUCGUGAGGUGCUCACCAAGUAUCGCAACGAUUUACUGGAGGCCUUGCUACCGCUGAUCACUGUUCCGCAGGACCAGGAUGCAGAAAAGAUGGCGUCCUUUGAUGAACUGCUUUGCCCAUCUUUGGAUGCCAUCAGUUCCUUCACCUUGCUCCCCCUGCAGCUGCCAUCGGAGCUCUUCGGGCUGUUGGUGGAGCAUACCUUGCAGGUGCUACUGGUGUCCUUGCCAAUAGAGGCCGGAUCUGGAGGUUCUGGAGGUGUGGUUUUCCCUGCGCUUCUGGAAAUUCGCCUGGUUAAGCUGCAAAGCUAA